Abrus precatorius (Indian licorice) is the source of this 1585-nucleotide messenger RNA. RefSeq names its product probable membrane-associated kinase regulator 2. The record is from RefSeq and is a predicted model, not a curated record. Gene Ontology annotation, cellular component: plasma membrane. Lineage: Eukaryota; Viridiplantae; Streptophyta; Magnoliopsida; Fabales; Fabaceae. The transcript has 2 exons. The coding region runs from base 98 to 1249 and encodes 383 amino acids.
AAACUCCAUUAACAAAAAAUUAACACCCUUUUUUCUCUUCCCCUUUUCCUCACAUCACACCUCCAACUCUUUGGCUACUAUACUGGCUCUCCCAAACAUGGAAGCUUUCACUUUGCUCAAAUACUGGAGAGGGGGUGGUGCUACUCCACUCCCACCCUCCGACACUCCCACUUCCCGCACCACCACCAUCCUCACCGCCGUUCCCCAAAAUGCAACACAAUCCGACGACGACGAAGACGAAAACAACGACGACGAUGGCCCCUUCUUCGACUUAGAGUUUGCAGUACCCGACGAUUCCGAAGAUGCACCCCAAAAUCCCAACCAAGAUGAAGAAGAAGAAGAUAUUAAUACGGAAGAAGAAUCUGACGGCGAGAAAGAGUUUAAGUUUACACUCUCUCCUUCGAGCAACGAUCGCAGCGAUCCCAACCUUUCGCUCUCUCCUUCGGACGAUGUGUUCUUCAAGGGAAAGCUGGUGCAGCUCGACCACCCUUCUUCCGAACCUAACUCCAAGCCUCAGUUCACUGCCUCCCUCUUGAAAUCCGCCACCAAAUUUCGCGUCUUCAUGUUGGGCCUCAAGAAGCCCAAAUCCUCUGACAACGCCUCCGAUUCCAAAAAACACCAAACAGACAAAAAAUUCUUCACCGUCAAAUUCAAAGUGGAAGAAGUCCCCAUCAUGUCUCUCUUCACCAGAGAUAACAGCUCCAGAGCCAACAAACCCCACAACCAGAAGCCCAACUCAGAGCCCGAGGACUCACCCUCUUCUUCCGAGGAAAAACGUUUCUCCAAGGAUACCAUGCAAAAGUAUUUCAAAAUGGUGAAGCCUCUCUACAUUAGAGUGUCCCGCAGGUACGGUGACAAGCUUGGACACCUAAGCCCAAACUCCGGGCCUAAAGGGGAAGGUGAAGCUUCUACUGCUACUGCAACUGAAACCAACGCCAAGACUCAAAAACAGGGGAAUCUACCAGCAGGCCUUAAAGUAGUGUGCAAGCAUUUGGGGAAGAGUCGUUCAGCUUCUUCAGCGGUUGCAGCUUCUCCUCCGGCGUCCGUGUCUUCAAAACGCCGUGAUGAUUCACUGUUGCAGCAACAGGAUGGGAUUCAAGGCGCCAUUUUACACUGCAAGAGAUCCUUCAAUGCCUCCAGAGAGUGCGAGUCUUCUCAGCUGCCACGUUCUGUGAGCGAUCCAUCUCACGAGAUAUCCUCGGAAUUAUCGAGGAAAUCGAUCAAUGAAGCCAAAGACAAGCGCCUUUAGGCGUUUUCCUUUACUAUCUGUAAACUCUUCGCAGCUUGAACAAUGAAGAUAAUAUUAGUUCCUUUCCAAUGUCACCGCCUGCAGUGUCUGUUGUAAAAAGGAAAAUGCUAUUACUUUGUUACUUAGAUUAGAUUUUACACUACAAGGAAGGCUAAAAAAGAAAAAAGAAAAAGAGAAAUAGUAAAAGGUAGAGUGGUGGUCUGCAUGAUUUGUUGAGUUGAAAGUGAAAAGCUCGUUAGCCAUUAGCUUAGUGACUCUUUUUUUCUUCCUUGGUAGUGUAAACUGUAAAGCUCUUCUUUCCGUUAAAGUGAAAGAAGAAUCAGAGCUUUUCUGUGU